CUCAACCCCUGAUACUUUGACUGUUGGGCAAACUAGCAUGCAGAACUGCACAAUCUACAACGUCUACCCUGCACCUAUCAUUGAAUGGUUCCUUGGACCUGGUGAAGUGAACAUCACAAUGAACGCGACUAUUCACUCCAACCAAGACGACGUAUCAAGUCUCAUCAACGCAACCAGUUGUCUUUUGUUCACGCCAACGGCGAAAAAUCAUGGAGAGAACCUGACAUGUAGAGUGUCUCCUUCUGUGCCAAAUGUUUGGAAAUCCCGAAAUGCAUCUGUAAUCUUGAAUAUCGAAGGUGACCUCAGUCCAUCUGGCGAAAUUAGGGUUGAAAACGUGACGUCGUCCAGUCUCACCCUUUCUUGGGACGUUGACAACGUUACUCUUGAAUACUGCAACUGCAGCCAUGCGUCCUCUGAUAUCUUGAAAACAACGGAUCCUUGGAACUGUCGGGUCUGCAAUGAGCCGAUUGGCGUUAACGGGACUAGUUAUGACCUAACAGGCUUGGAACCGUUCCAGUGGUAUUAUCUGACUCUGAAUUUGACAGGUGGAGGAGUGGUGGCGUCUAAGCUAACUUCCACUGCCCCACCCAAGCCAGAAUAUUAUGGCGUCAUCAUGACAUUUUCUCUAGAAAAUUCGAAGUUGAAGAUAUCGCGUAUGCUACCAGUCAACAAUACCAUCCCCGAUGAUCUCUGCUUCUCCGUCGUCAAGACACAGGACCAAAGGGACAACUGCUCUCUGAGCAAUUGCCUUGAACUUGGGAACAAACUUCGGUACAUAAAUACGUCCAUAGAACAUGUUUCAGACUUUAGGCUAGUUAGCAGUGGUCGAGGAUUGUGCAGCAGUCCACCAUCACGUCCAUUUAUUCUGAACUCAACCGCAGGUGUACUCAAUAUGCUUCCAAUGUUCAUCCUGCUUGGGGUUGUUGCCGGGUCGGCGAUCUUUCUGUUCCUCUCCGUGGCCGUCAUCAUUGUUCUUUGCCUCCGACUGAAGCAAAACCGGAACAGAAUGCAAGUUCAAUGCCAUAAAGGUAGAACGUCAAAAGGGACUGAUGAGGAAGAUCCGACAGGGCAGGGUUUUGGUUCUAAUUACGAAUCUCUUGAUGGACCUCGUGGUGGAAUUUCUCUUUAUACUGGACUCAACUUUCCAGCGAAGGUAGCCGGUUCAGAAGAAUACGGUUCAGGAUCCGGAAAUCAUUCGACAGUUGUUGGUGAGGAAGAUCGGACAGGGCAAGGUGUUGAUUCUAAUUAUGAAUCUCUUGAUGGAUCUCGUGGUGGUAUUUCUCUUUAUACUGGACUCAACUUUCCAGCGAAGGCAGCCGGUUCAGAAGAAGACGGUUCGGGAUCCCGGAAUCGACCAACGGUGGCCAUUGAAGAUUACGAAAAUAUUUUGUAGAUGAUGUUGAUGGUUUAGCAUAAUUGGGUGAUUAACAGGAUAAAAAUUAAUAUACAUAGAGUGGAUAUUUUGCAGCCCUUUUGAGGGUGUAGGCCCUAUAGCUGACCGCAUUUAUUCCACACUGUGAAUACGGGAGUACGACCCGUCAACGUGUCGGUACUAGCGUUGAGAGUCUGAACCUGUGCAUUCUUUGUUCUAUGAAAUGGUUCGGAAAUAUAAGUUCAUAUCAUAGUCGAUAUAAUUUCAUAUCGUUGUAACGGGUAAUGUAAUUACCUUUUAUUAUUGUAUGCCUUUUUAACAGUGUACCAUUACCAUUUCCAGAAUGUAUAUGUUUAGAUUAGAAAGGAUGUAAAAAGAAUAUGAACUAAAAUUCUCCUUAGCUUUGAUGAAAUUCACUUGAAAACUAGUAUAAGGCACUAAAGAUAGAUAGAUGGAGCAUGACUAUAUAAACAACAAUUUGUACGUGUUUUUUAAUAUACAUGUAAUGUUGCCAGUGAUCUACUUUAUACAACGACAUUGCAUUCUAAAAAAUGUGUAUAUUAUUAUGUGUUUGUUUAGUUAAGUCAAUUUAUGUUUUUUUUUUAUACACGUGUAUGUUGGUAGUGAUCUACUUUAUACAACGACAGUGCAUUCUAAAAAAUGUGUACAAGUUUGUUUAGUUUAGUAACUGCGAAUUCACUUAGGAAAACACAGCAGUUGGGUGAACUCUAACCAACUUAGGUCGCGUAACGACUUAAAUCGUGAUUAGUUAAGUAAGUUAACCAACUGCUUAAGAACAUAUUUUACCUUUCCAGUUGGGUAAUUAUGUGCGAUUUUGAAUGAUUAAUUGAUUAAUGAGACAGUUCGCAAUUGGAUUUAAUCACAGUCAACCAAAAUAUGUUAGUAAAAUCUGAUUUAUUUGUUAAAGGAGAAUGAAACCCUUGAAACCAGCUGAAUCCAUAUCAAAGAGAAAAAUCAAAGAAACAUAUUGUUGAAAGUUUGAGGAAGAUUGAAUGAAUAAUAAGAAAGUAAUGAGCAUUUGAAUAUUGAGAUCACUAAUGCCAUGUAGAUCCUCCCAUUGGCAAUGCGACCAAGAUCUGUGAUGUCACACACGUACAACUCCCUCAUUGCUUUAGUACUUAUUUCACUUAUAUUCUCACUUUUAUAGAAUCUAUCACAAGGUGAGGUGUUCUCUUUAUGAGAGGACAAGUACAGAGGUUUCACAACAUUAUAUCAUUGAUGAAUCGUUUGUCAUAUGAUUAGAAUGAGCAAAAAGAGAUGUUUUGGGGUAUAUUUUCAGUGUCCGAAUGGGAGAGUUGUACGUGUGUGACAUCACAGAUCUUGGUCGCAUUGCCAAUGGGAGGAUCUCCAUAGCAUUAGUGAUCUCGACAUUCAAAUGCUCAUAACUCUUUUAUUGCUAGUCCUAUUUUACACAAAGUUUUGUUGAUCUUAUUCUUUGAUUUUUCUGCUUUCACAAAAGCUAACUUGCUCCAAGAGUUUCAUUCUCCUUUUUUUUAAGUAAGUUAAACAACUGCUUAAGAACAUAUUUUACCCCUUCAGUUGGGUAAUUAUGUGCGAUUUUGAAUGAUUAAUUGAUUAAUGAGACAGUUCGCAAUUCGAUUUGAUCACAGUCAACCAAAAUAUGUUAGUAAAAUCUGAUUUAUUUGUUAAGUUUGUCUCCCUUCACCCCCCUUCACCCAAUGCUUGAAAGGUCAAUAUUUCCCUUUCGGGCUACAAUUCUUAUUUUGAAUUUGAAUCCGCAGUCUUUAAAAUGAAUGCUUACAAUAUCGUGUCAACGUUAUCUAAUGAAACAGGCCCACGGUGGCUUACGUUGUACAGGUCUCCAAGAGGGCCUAUUUGGAAAAUGCGGUGUUAAAUUUUGAUGCAAGAGCGUGAACAUUAAACAAUACGCACACCAUUUUAUUGAAAAUAUUUAUUCAUGUAAAUUAUUUAUUUACAUAAUUAGUUAUGUAUUAUUGUUUUGUUUAAUGUACCAUUUGUUUGUUAAGCUACAUUUGCGGAACCCGA
This is a messenger RNA of Lytechinus pictus (painted urchin), 3400 nucleotides long. RefSeq lists its product as uncharacterized. Lineage: Eukaryota; Metazoa; Echinodermata; Echinoidea; Temnopleuroida; Toxopneustidae. Bases 38 to 1393 code for a protein of 451 amino acids. The transcript is spliced from 5 exons. Gene Ontology annotation, molecular function: protein binding. The record is from RefSeq and is a predicted model, not a curated record.